Messenger RNA from Quercus lobata, 1254 nucleotides. RefSeq names its product peptide deformylase 1B (gene PDF1B). Gene Ontology annotation, biological process: peptidyl-methionine modification. Gene Ontology annotation, molecular function: peptide deformylase activity. The transcript is spliced from 6 exons. The coding region runs from base 45 to 884 and encodes 279 amino acids. The record is from RefSeq and is a predicted model, not a curated record. Gene Ontology annotation, cellular component: chloroplast. NCBI's taxonomy places the organism in Eukaryota, Viridiplantae, Streptophyta, Magnoliopsida, Fagales, Fagaceae.
UCUUACAGUCUCACAGUCUCACACACCUUGCUAGUUUUGUGGGCAUGGCUUGCAAGACUUGGCUCCACUCAUUUUCUUUCGUUCCCAUUCUCCAUCGCCGCUCCUCCACUCUUCCCGCCAUGUCUCACCUUCUCACCCGCUCAUCCCAAUCCGGUCGGCUAUUUUCCUCCUCCGCGAACCGGCCAUCACCACCACGACCACCACCAACAACUCCGGUCCACGCGCAAGCCAAGCGCGGCUUCUCAUCCAAAAACGACGACGUCGCCGUAGCUACUCCUGAGGAUGUUCGGUUUGAAGCGCCAUUGAAAAUAGUGGAAUAUCCAGACCCUAUUCUGAGGGCGAAGAACAAGCGAAUCGAUUCGUUCGACGAUAAUUUGCAGAAACUCGUCCACGAAAUGUUCGACGUUAUGUAUAAAACUGAUGGCAUUGGCCUCUCAGCACCUCAAGUAGGAAUAAAUGUUCAACUCAUGGUGUUUAAUCCUGUUGGAGAACGUGGUGAAGGAGAGGAAAUUGUUCUUGUAAAUCCAAGAGUGUACAAAUAUUCCAAGAAAAUGGUGCUUUUUAAUGAAGGUUGCCUGUCCUUCCCAGGGAUUUAUGCUGAUGUUGUGAGACCAGAAACUGUGAAGAUUGACGCACGGGACAUUAAAGGAGCAAGGUUUACUGUCAGCUUGUCUGAUCUUCCUGCACGAGUGUUCCAGCAUGAAUUUGACCAUUUGCAGGGUAUUCUAUUCUUUGAUAGAAUGAGUGAUGAAGUUCUUGAUAGUAUUCGCACAGAGCUACAGGCUCUAGAAAAGAAGUACGAGGAGAAGACAGGAUUGGCAAGCCCUGAAAGAAUAGAAACCCGCCAAAGGAAGAAGGCUGCUGCUGGUUUUGGAAAAUCUUGAACAUGCUGGCUUCCAUGGACAUAUUUGGUUUCCAUAUUCCAUAUUGAUAAUUCUUAAUCUUGUUUGUUUCCAUUUGUAAUAUUUUUAACUGUUCUUUUGGUUGCUUAUCAUAUGGGAAAGCUGAGUAUUAGGCAUGAUGCUGACUGUAUUAUACGUUGCAGUGCUCUUCCAUUCAAGGAGAUGGCAGGGAAUGUUUGAUAGGUUUUCUUGUAAUGCAGAAAUUAGAGUUUUCAAUUUGAUUUUCUCAGAAGGCUUCACUCUAUUGUCCCAUGUUGUAUUAUUAUUUUGGUUGUAGAGCAUGCAGGUCUGCUUUAAUGUUUCAAAAUGUCAAUUUCUACUGGUUUAUUUGAUAUCAAGCAAAUUUCGGUCA